Molecule: messenger RNA, 1737 nt
Organism: Sphaerodactylus townsendi
Lineage: Eukaryota; Metazoa; Chordata; Lepidosauria; Squamata; Sphaerodactylidae
Gene: ZBTB24
Product: zinc finger and BTB domain containing 24
Exons: 6
Coding region: 1-1737 (578 amino acids)
Biological process (GO): regulation of transcription by RNA polymerase II
Cellular component (GO): nucleus
Molecular function (GO): DNA-binding transcription factor activity, RNA polymerase II-specific; protein binding; RNA polymerase II transcription regulatory region sequence-specific DNA binding
Source: RefSeq, a predicted model, not a curated record
AUGGCCAGCAGCGAAUAUUUCUCCAUGAUGUUUGUCGACGAGGGAGAGAUCGGCCAGUCCAUCUACAUGCUGGAAGGGAUGGUGGCCGACGCGUUUGGCGCCCUGCUGGAAUUUAUCUAUACUGGCUACCUGCAGACGAGCGAAAGAAGCACAGAGCAAAUCUUGGCCACGGCUCAUCUCCUCAAAGUGAACGACUUAAUAAAAGCAUACACAGAUCAUCAGAAGAGCCCUACUCUGAACAAUCCGCCCUCCGCCGUCCCUGGCAGUGAGGCCGCCGUUGUCGUUUUUGUGGACGACACAAAAAGCGAGGGUCCGCCAAAGCGGAAACGUGGAAGACCCAGGAAAGUUAAGAACGUUCUGGAGGAAAAAUUGGACACGCCUUCCGCUGACGACGCGCAGUUGAGGGAGAACAACUCCGUUCACAACCGGCAAGAUUUCGCGAAGAAGGGUGUUGUCGUAGAAGAGAGGAAUUCCGAUGAGUUGACUGGGGUAAACAAAGACGGAGGAGAAAUUGAGCGUGCUUGCAGUUCGGAUGCUGUCGUGGCCGGGGCGACCGAAAAAGAUGAAAAUUGCGAUCCCAAGUCCCAAAGCAUACAGGCUGGUCAGAGUCAAUACAGCAAACGCAGGAUUCGGAGAUCAGUCAAAUUAAAAGACUAUAAGCUGAUGGGUGAUGAAGAGGGCAGCGGGCUGAAAAAGAGAGCCGGGGGGAGACGAAAACACACGGGCUCCGAAGUCCAGUGCAAAGACUGUGGGAAGCUGUUUAAAUAUAACCAUUUUUUAGCUAUUCACCGAAGAAGUCAUACAGGGGAACGCCCGUUUAAGUGCAAUGAAUGUGGCAAAGGCUUCUCCCAAAAACACUCCCUUCUCGUUCAUGAGCGAAUGCACACAGGGGAACGGCCGUACAGGUGCACCGUCUGCAGCAAGGCUUUGACAACAAAACAUUCGCUUCUGGAGCACAUGAGCCUGCAUACAGGACAGAAGGCUUUUACUUGUGAUCAGUGUGGAAAAUACUUCAGUCAGAAGAGACAACUUAAAAGUCAUUACAGAGUCCAUACAGGCCAUUCGUUGCCCGAGUGCAGCCAAUGUCAUCGCAAAUUCAUGGACGCGGCUCAGUUAAAGAAACAUUUAAGAACACACACAGGUAAAAAACCCUUCACAUGUGAAAUCUGUGGCAAGUCUUUCACAGCGAAGAGCUCUCUCAGACUCACAUCAGAAUACACAGAGGAGAAAAGCCAUACUACGUGUGGGAUUUUGCGGGGAAAUCGCUUUUCCGACUCCAAGCGCCAAGAGGAGGACACUGCAUCUUGCUACACGGGCAAAAAGCCUUUCUCCUGCUCCGAGUGGCAACGUGCAGUUCCCCUUGCCCGCCCUGGGACAACCCUGAAGUCCCAUUUGAAGAUCCACACCAAAGAGAAGCAGUGCAGGAAAGGGACGGGGGGGCUCCUGGCAGCUGACGGCACCCGAGGAAGUCUGCGGCAUCACUUCAGCUGCAGCAGUAUCAGCUGUCCUCCUCUGGGGCGCAAGAGAUCCAACUACUGGUUACGGGAUUCCAUGCACAAUAUAAAUUUUAUGCCCAGCCAUAACCAAGGCGUUAGCAUCGUCACCGCUGACGGGUCCCCGAACGUGAUGGCGGACCAUUCGAACAGUCUCACCCUCCUGGCGCAGGCCCCCCAACAGCUGCUCCCUUCGUCCCAACCCGGAACCGACCUGAUAAGAUGCAGGGCCUCAAUAUGGUGA